UUCAUGUGAACACUGCUCCUGGUGGCCCCAUAUAGCUGCUGCUGUCACUGCAGGAAGAGGAAGAAGAAGAGGGUAGAGGAGCUUGGCUUGUCUGGCCUUGGUGCCGGAGCUGGAGAACCAUGCAACUCACUCUGAGAACCAUGCUCCUUUUUCUUUGGGAAAAAGCCCCACUGCAGACCCUCCUUCUCCUCUCUGUCUUCCUCCUGAUCCUGGCACAGUAUCUACAGAGGAGGAGGCAGCAUCUCAACUACCCCCCUGGCCCUUCUGGGCUGUCUAGAGUGGGCUACUUUAAGAUGGACUUUAAAAACAACCACACUGUAUUACAAAAGUUUUUCAGGGAAUAUGGAAAUAUUUUCUGCACAUAUGCUGGCAAUCGCACGUUUGUGAUGGUAUCCGGGUUGCCACUGAUCAAGGAGGUCCUGGUCAACCAAGACCAGGUGUUUAUUGAUCGUCCAGAACUUCCCAUCAUCUCCCAUGUCUUUAAAACAUUUGGUUUAGUAAUGUCUAAUGGCCAAGAUUGGAAACAGCAAAGAAGAUUUGCCCUAAUGACACUAAGGAACUUCGGUUUGGGAAAGAAGACCCUGGAAGACCGGAUCCGGGAGGAGACCAGGUAUCUCACUGAGGCUAUUGAGGAAGAAAAAGGACAGCCCUUUGACCCCCACUUUCAGAUCAACAAUGCUGUUUCUAACAUCAUCUGCUCCAUUACUUUUGGACAUCGCUUUGACUAUCAUGAUUCUCAGUUUCGGGAGAUGCUGAAGACUUUGGAUGAUAUCAUGCUGCUUCAAGCCAGAUGGGAGUGUCAGCUCUUCAAUAUUGUUCCUGGGAUAAUGAAAUUCCUGCCAGGACCUCAUCAAAGAUCCUUUAGAGAAUGGAAGAAGCUAGAGUCUUUUGUAAAACAUGUAAUCAAACAACAUAAGGAAGAUCUAAACCCAGACGAGACCCGGGACUUCAUUGAUGCUUACCUGAAGGAGAUGUCCAAGGAAAACAUCCAUUCUAGUUUUCACGAAGAAAACUUGGUCUUUUGCACCCUGGACCUCUUCUUGGCUGGAACAGAGACAACUUCUACCACUCUGAGGUGGGCCCUGCUGUAUAUGGCUCUUUAUCCAGAGAUCCAAGGCAAAAUACAAGCUGAGAUUGACAGGGUGGUUGGCCAAUCGAGGCAGCCCACCAUGGCUGAUAAGGAGAAUAUGCCCUAUACUAACGCAGCCAUUCAUGAAGUUCAGAGAAUGGGUAAUAUUAUUCCUUUCAACGUCCCCAGGGUGGCCACAGUUGAUACCACAGUGGCAGGAUACCAUGUGCCAAAGGGCUCUAUAUUGUUCACCAAUCUGACUGCUUUGAACAGGGACCCCAAUGAGUGGGCUACCCCAGAAACCUUCAACCCAGAACACUUUCUGGAGAAUGGACAAUUUAAGAAGAGAGAAGCCUUUCUGCCUUUCUCAAUAGGAAAGAGAGUCUGCCUGGGGGAACAGCUGGCUCGGACUGAGCUCUUCCUUUUCCUCACUUGCCUGCUCCAGAAAUUCAAGUUCCAGGCUCCCCCAAACACCCAGCUGACCCCAAACAUCCGAUAUUCCGCAACCCUCUCUCCUGCCUCCUAUCAAAUCUGUGCCCUUUCUCGAGUGAUGUAGGCCAAGCUAGGCCUGUAGGGUGGUCUGCCAAGGGGGGCCUGGGGAAGGCAUCCACAUCCCCUAAGAUCACCAGCCCUGCCUUUUGUAGCUUUAAUGGAGAAAGGGAGAGAAGUCAAAGAGGUGAGAAGAGAAAGACAAAGGGAAGGUAUCUGUGGCGCAAUUCAAAUUUUCCUGCUCUGAAAAAGAAGAAGUAUUAAUGCCAUCAAAAGGAAAGCACAAGGAGUCCAUAUUGAACUUGGAGUCCAAGGACCUGGGUUCAAAUUCCAGCCCUGACACUUACUAGCUGGGUGACCUUUAGCAAGU
Molecule: messenger RNA, 1928 nt
Organism: Trichosurus vulpecula (common brushtail)
Lineage: Eukaryota; Metazoa; Chordata; Mammalia; Diprotodontia; Phalangeridae
Product: cytochrome P450 2J2-like
Exons: 9
Coding region: 120-1625 (501 amino acids)
Biological process (GO): xenobiotic metabolic process
Cellular component (GO): cytoplasm; intracellular membrane-bounded organelle
Molecular function (GO): oxidoreductase activity, acting on paired donors, with incorporation or reduction of molecular oxygen, reduced flavin or flavoprotein as one donor, and incorporation of one atom of oxygen; heme binding; iron ion binding
Source: RefSeq, a predicted model, not a curated record